Eptesicus fuscus (big brown bat) is the source of this 1143-nucleotide messenger RNA. RefSeq names its product zinc finger protein 14-like. The transcript has 2 exons. The coding region runs from base 1 to 1143 and encodes 380 amino acids. The record is from RefSeq and is a predicted model, not a curated record. NCBI's taxonomy places the organism in Eukaryota, Metazoa, Chordata, Mammalia, Chiroptera, Vespertilionidae.
AUGCGUUACUUAUCCUUGAAUAGCCACCUGAGUUCUCACAUUGGACCCAAACUAUACCUGUGUCAGGAAUAUGAAGAAAGCCCUUAUAAAUGUAAGGAACCUGAGAAAGCUUUAAAGCUUCACCAACAUAUUCGAAGACAUGAAGGCAGCCCCAGUGGGAAAGCUUUCCACUAUUCAACUUCCCUUAGAAAUGAAAGUACGCAUAUUCCUGGGAAACAGUAUGAGUGCAAGCAAUGUGGGAAAGGCUUUAGUCGUCUCAUUUCCUUUAAACGUCACAAAAACACUCAUAGUGGAGAGAAACCAUAUCAAAGUAAGCAAUGUGGCAAAGCUUUCAGUUCUCCCAAGUACUCUGGAGAAAAUGAAAGAACACACACUGGAGAAAAGCCCUAUCAAUGUAAGAAAUCUGGUAAAGCUUUCAGUUCCACUUCUCUUAGAAAUGGUGAAAGAACACAUACUGACAAGAAACAUGAAUGUAAGCAAUGUGGGAAGGUCUUCAAUUGGCUCAGCUCUCUUAGAAAACAUAAAAGAAGUCAUGAUGAAAAGAAGCCUCAUGAAUGUAAGGAAUGUGGUAAAACAUUUCUUCGUCGCUACUCUCUUAGAGAUCAUGAAAGGACCCAUACUGGGCAAAAACCCUAUGAAUGUAAGCAUUGUGGCAAAGGUUUCUAUUCUCUACCUGCCCUCCAACGUCAUGAAAUAACUCAUACUGGGGUAAAAUGCUAUAAAUGUAAGCAUUGUGGUAAAGGUUUCUAUUAUCAUACUUCUCUCCAAGAUCAUGAAAGAACUCAUACUGGGGAAAAACCCUAUGAAUGUAAGCUUUGUGGUAAAGUUUUCUCUUAUUCAACUUCCCUCCAAUAUCAUAAAAGAACUCAUACUGGGGAAAAACCCUAUGAAUGUAAGCAAUGUGGGAAAGCCUUCAGUUCCAGCAGCUCUCUUGCAAAUCAUAAAAGAAGUCACGAUGAAAAGAAGCCUCAUGAAUGUAAGGAAUGUGGUAAAACAUUCCCUGAUCAAUAUCACUUCCGAAUUCAUGAAAGUAUUCAUACUGGGGAAAAACCUUAUGAAUGUAGCCAUUGUGGUAAAGCUUUCUCUUAUCCAACUUCCCUUCAACGUCAUGAAAGAACUCAUAAUAAGGAAAAAAACCUAUGA